This is a messenger RNA of Penicillium olsonii, 2520 nucleotides long. The record is from the annotation of a GenBank genome assembly. NCBI's taxonomy places the organism in Eukaryota, Fungi, Ascomycota, Eurotiomycetes, Eurotiales, Aspergillaceae.
AUGGAUCGUUCACAACCACCUGACAAAAACCCACGACCCUGGCUGAAUCCAUCUGAGAGCUCCGGAUCGCUUGCUCCAAGUUCGUACCCGACACCGAACUCUUUCUCGACAUCGGCGUCCUCCCAAGCCGCCCCAUCUUUCCAAUUAGAUCCCGCGCCCUCCUCGUCCGUUCCUGGCUCAACUCCCGGCACAGCGGUGCCUAAAGUAGCCAUCCCUCGGUUAGCUCCCAGCGAUGUAUCGCAUGGCCGUCGCCGGUCAGCGCGCGCGUGCGAACCUUGCCGCCAGCGCAAAAUUAAAUGCGACGGGCUGCGGCCGUCAUGUUCGCAAUGCAUCUACCACCACCAACAGUGUGUAUACGAGGACGUGAAAAGAGUGCGCGACCAAAAGCGACUGGGGCUACUGGCCAAGCGAGUGGAAGCGUAUGAAUCUUUACUCCGAGAUCUUGAGGACGAGGUGGACCUCGAAACAGCCCGAAAGAUCCGGAGAACCAUGAAGAACCCUGGGAAACCAAGCCCUAAGCAUGACGACGGCUCCGAUUCGGAUUCCUCAAUGGGCUCCCUCGAGGCUAUCGACCAGGUAGACGAGGACCUGAACCGAAGCGAGGGCACGCGCGCCGCCGGCUUUUUCGGAAAGAACUCGGAGAUCCAGUGGAUGCGCAAGCUGGAGACUGAUAUGCAUAUGCAAAGCCCUGGCGGCGCUGCACCCUUUCUCCAUCCUGGUAGUAGCCAACAUUCGUCAUUCACGCAGCGGCCACAGAUGGAAAGGACCCCGUCGACUUCGAUGAUGGACUAUCAUCUUGACAAUCUGGAGAUCCCGAUGGUCGAACCGUGCGAUCCAUUUGCUGUGCCGCCGCGCGAACUUGCAGAUUGCUAUUUCAGCGCCUUCCUGACCUAUGUUCAUCCGACGUUUGGCGCCAUUCGUUUGAAAACCUUCAUUUCACAGUACCAGAAGUUUGUCGAAAACACUUUAUCGCCACCUGUGAAAUGGUUGGCGAUUCUGAACAUGAUCUUCGCGAUUGGCUGUCGCUAUACCCGUCUUGUAGGCAAUCCUGACUCGAACGAAGAGGACCUUAUUUUUUUGACGCGUGCGCGCCAUCUCGGCUUGCAUGGUAAUGUUCUUUUCGAGCAUACCGAUCUCCAGCAGAUCCAGCUGGAAUUACUAGUCGCUGUAUAUCUUCUCUGCCUGGGACAAAUCAACAGGGCCUCCAAAUUCUCCAAUAUGGCUCUCCGCUCCGCGCUAUCACUGGGGAUCAAUCUCCGAUUGACAGAUAACCGAACAGAAGACUCCGCAAAGGAGGCCCGUGGUCGUCUUUGGUGGUCCAUCUAUUCGAUGGAACACAUAUUAACAUCUAUGACUGGGCGCGCCUCCUGUGUAGGCGAGGGCCUUUGUUCUGUGCCACCUCCCCUCCCUUGCGAGGAAGAGUUUUUCAAUCAUCCUAUAAUCCAACAGCUUCUGCAAGAUACAAAUCUCCGUGAAUCUCAAUUGACUCCUACCUUGUUUGAAACGUCCACUCAGAUCACUUCACCGGCUUGGAUAUCCUCAUGUCUUCCCUGUCCAUCCCUCUUCUUCCACUUCCUGGUCGACCUCAAUCUCAUCACCCAUGCACUGAUGAACAAAGUUUACUCCAUCGAAGGCCUUCGUAAAGGGCCCUCUCAGAUCGAGUACCAUGUAUCCAAAUUCGGCAUCCGAAUGGACCGUUGGCUAGACAAGGUCCCUUCAUUUUAUCAAUUCACCUUACCCGAAGCCGGCCCCUGGCACCUCAACCACCCCAAGCUCGACGACAUCUCCGCACCUUUCGUCCGCGAAAGCGUCUGUCUAGCCAUGUCCUACUACUCCGCCCGAAUCACCCUCUGCAGACCAUGCCUAACCCACAUCCACACCCAAUCCUCCCAGCCACGCUCCCCAGAAACAAGCGGCACGCCUCGCGCGCAAUCGCGCGCCGAAAUGGCAACGCAAUGUCUCCAGGCCUCGUGCGCCAUGAUCUCCAUACUCCCUGACGAACCCAACAUGUCCUGGCUGGCCCGCACAGCGCCAUGGUGGGGCGUUCUCCACUACCUGAUGCAGGCAACGACUGCACUCCUUCUUGGUGUUUCAUAUUGCUCAUACGCGCGUAUGAAGAGUCCACGUAGCCCGGAUGCGACACCUGGCUCCCCUGCGAUACCGGCCAUUUACCCCCCUCUUCUGGAGACGGAUAUGAGCAUAGCGAUUGCGUCAGCGAGGAAGGCAAUGCAAUGGCUUCAUGCGACUGCUUCUCUGGAUCCGGCUGCGAGGAAGGCGUUCGUGAUUUGUGAGGGCGUUGUGAAGAAGAUUGCGCCGGGGCUUGAUAUUGAUUUGCGGGAUUGGCCUAAUGGGAGUCGCUUUGUUGAAGCGAUUCGGUCGAGUCGGGCUUCGAGUGGGAAUGGAAACAGCAAUGGGAAUAGGGACGAUGGGAAUGGGAACGGCAGGGAAAGUGGUCACGAUAGUGGCAGUGGCAUGGAAGCUUUCGAGGAGUUGAUUGAUUUUGAGGGUGGUGUUUUGUAG